Sorex fumeus (smoky shrew) is the source of this 6342-nucleotide messenger RNA. RefSeq names its product mannosidase alpha class 2A member 1 (gene MAN2A1). Gene Ontology annotation, molecular function: carbohydrate binding; alpha-mannosidase activity. The transcript has 22 exons. Gene Ontology annotation, cellular component: Golgi membrane. The record is from RefSeq and is a predicted model, not a curated record. Gene Ontology annotation, biological process: mannose metabolic process; protein deglycosylation; N-glycan processing. Lineage: Eukaryota; Metazoa; Chordata; Mammalia; Eulipotyphla; Soricidae. The coding region runs from base 354 to 3794 and encodes 1146 amino acids.
CGGCUCUCUGCGCGCGGCGGGCCCGGAGGCGGCGGGCUCCGGGAGGCAGGGCGCGGGGACCCUCCGCUCCGUGCGCCUAGGGCGCAGCGGGCCGGCCGGCCGGGCGGCGGGGAGGGCGCGGCCCGGCCGUCCGGGGCUGAGUUGCGAGGCCCGGCGGGCUCCCAGCCCGCCCCGCCGCGGGGAGUCGCCGCGCUCGGCCCGGCACCGAGAAACUUUUGCAGCGCCGGGUCGGGCGGCGGCAGGAAGCGGGCGGGGCGGAGAGUCCCGCGGAGCCCGCGCCCCCUGCCGGCCCCCGCGCCGCCCCGCGCGCCCCUUCCGGACUGCCCGGCACCCGCGCCGGCCUCCGCCGCACCAUGAAGUUGAGCCGCCAGUUCACCGUGUUCGGCAGCGCGAUCUUCUGCGUGGUCAUCUUCUCGCUCUACCUGAUGCUGGACCGCGGCCACCUGGAUUACCCCAGGAGCCCGCGACUCGAGGGCUCCUUCCAGCAGGGCCAGCUCGUAAUGUUGCAACAAAAAAUAGACCACUUGGAGCGUUUACUAGCCGAGAAUAAUGAGAUCAUCUCAAACAUCAGAGACUCAGUGAUUAAUUUGAGCGAAUCAGUGGAAGAUGGUUCGAAAAGUUCACAAGGCAACUUCAGCCGAGGCGCAGGACCCCCACCUCAGCUGUCGAAGGCGCUGGGCCUCCCAGUGUCCCCUGAAGAGUGCUUGUUCGCCACCCAGAGCAACAGCCAGAGCCGAGAAGUGCAGAUGUUGAAUGUUUACAAUAUAAUUCCUUUUGACAAUCCAGAUGGCGGAGUUUGGAAGCAAGGAUUUGACAUUAGCUAUGACGGAAAUGAAUGGAACUCAUCUCCUCUUCAGGUGUUUGUGGUGCCUCAUUCUCAUAAUGACCCAGGUUGGUUGAGGACUUUCAAUGAGUACUUUAAUGAGAAGACUCAGUAUAUUUUUAAUAACAUGGUGACCAAGCUGCAAGAAGACUCACGGAGGAAAUUUAUUUGGGCUGAGAUCUCUUACCUUGCGAAGUGGUGGAGUACUGUAGAUGCCAGCAAGAAGGAUGCUUUAAAAAGUUUACUAGCAAAUGGCCAGUUGGAAAUUGUGACAGGUGGCUGGGUUAUGUCUGAUGAAGCCACUGCACAUUAUUUUGCCAUAAUUGAUCAGCUUAUUGAAGGACAUCAGUGGCUGGAAAAAAAUCUUGGAGUGAAACCUCGAUCCGGUUGGGCUAUUGAUCCUUUUGGACAUUCACCAACAAUGGCUUAUCUUCUAAAACGUGCUGGAUUUUCUCGUAUGUUGAUCCAGAGAGUGCAUUAUGCAGUUAAAAAAUAUUUUGCUUUGCACAAAACACUGGAAUUUUUUUGGAGACAGAAUUGGGAUCUGGGCUCUGACACGGACAUAUUCUGCCACAUGAUGCCUUUCUACAGCUACGACAUCCCUCACACCUGCGGGCCAGACCCCAAGAUAUGCUGCCAGUUUGAUUUUAAACGGUUACCUGGAGGCAGGUUUGGUUGUCCCUGGGGAAUCCCCCCAGAAGCAAUAACUCAUCAAAAUGUCCAAAGCAGAGCUGAGCUCCUUCUAGACCAGUACCGAAAGAAAUCUAAACUUUUCCGCACUAACGUUGUCCUGGCACCCCUGGGGGAUGAUUUCCGCUACUGUGAACGCCGGGAAUGGGAUUCUCAGUACAAGAACUAUCAGAUGCUAUUUGACUACAUGAAUUCUCAACCUGGGCUUAAUGUUAAGAUCCAGUUUGGGACUUUGUCUGAUUACUUUGAUGCCUUGAAUAAGGAAGAGAUAGAAAAUGCCAAGAAUAAGCCUGGCCUGUUCCCUGUGGCAAGUGGAGAUUUCUUCACAUACGCUGACCGAGAUGACCAUUACUGGAGUGGCUACUUCACCUCCAGGCCCUUUUACAAGCGAUUAGAUCGGAUAUUAGAGUCCCAUAUAAGGGCUGCUGAAAUUCUAUACUAUCUCGCCCUGAAGCAAGCUGAGAAAUAUGAGAUAAGUCAGUUUCUUUCAUCACCCCUUUACACGGCACUGACAGAAGCCAGAAGGAAUUUGGGACUAUUUCAACAUCAUGAUGCUAUAGCAGGAACCGCAAAGGACUGGGUGGUUGUGGAUUAUGGUACCAGGCUCUCUCAUUCAUUACUGGAUUUGAAGAAAAUAAUUGGACAUUCGACCCUGCUUCUUCUUUUGAAAGAUAAACGCUCAUAUGACUUAUUCUCUUUUGAUACCCUCCUAGAAAUGGAUUUGAAACAAAACAAGGACGACUUACAACCACAACAAAAGAUUGUAACUCUGAAUGGCAAACCACGGCAUCUGGUGGUCUGUAAUCCUUCAGAACAAGACCGAAACUCAGUAGUCUCAGUCUUUGUGAGUUCCCCCAAUGUCCAGGUGAUGUCUGCAUUAGGGACACCUGUGGAAAUUCAAAUCAGCGCAGUGUGGGACAAAGCAGAUACUUUUUCAGAAGCAGCUUACGAGGUCACUUUUCUAGCAAAAUUACCACCAUUGGGAUUGAAAGUAUAUAAAAUUUUGGAAUCAACAAGUUCAAAUCCUCAUUUAUCUGAAUAUGCCUUGUUUAAUUAUGGUGACAUAAAAGAUACAGGAAUUUUCAACAUUAAGAAUAUGAAAAGUGCCAAAGAAGAUAUAACUUUAGAGAACUCCUUUAUUAAACUUCGAUUUAACCAGUCUGGGCUUAUGGAGGAAAUGAUAAAUAAAGAAGAUGGUAAACCUCAUCAAGUAAAAGUGCAAUUUUCAUGGUAUGGAACCACUAGUAAAAGAGACAAGAGUGGUGCUUACCUCUUCUUACCUGACGGGGAAUCCAAGCCUUAUGAGUACAGAACACCACCCUUGGUCAGGGUGCAGCAUGGACGUAUUUUCUCAGAUGUGACCUGCUUUUUUGAACAUAUCACACAUAGAGUCCGCCUGUACCACAUAAAGGGGAUAGAAGGACAAUCUGUGGAAGUUUCCAAUACUGUGGACAUUCGGAAAAAAUCUAACUAUGAAAUUGCAAUGAAAAUUUCUUCUCGAAUAAACAGUCAAAACAGAUUUUAUACUGACCUAAAUGGAUACCAGAUUCAGCCUAGAAUGACAUUGAGCAAGUUGCCUCUUCAAGCCAACGUGUACCCCAUGACCACAAUGGCCUACAUCCAGGAUGCCGAGCACCGCCUGACGCUGCACUCCGCCCAGUCUCUCGGUGUCUCCAGUUUGACAAGUGGUCAGAUUGAAGUGAUCAUGGAUCGAAGACUGAUGCAGGACGAUAACCGUGGCCUUGAACAAGGGGUCCUUGAUAACAAGAUCACAGAAAGUUUGUUUCGAAUUCUACUUGAAAAGAGAACUGCUGUGAAUAUGGAGGAAGAGAAGCACCCAGUCAGUUACCCGUCCCUCCUAAGCCAUCUGACCAACUAUUUCCUGAAUCAUCCCAUCUUCCCAAUGACAGAGAAAGUCUACAUGCCCACCCUUCACCUGCUGGACGGAUUCUUUCCAUUGAAGUCACCUUUGCCUUGUGACAUUCACCUGGUUAAUCUGAGAACAAUACAGCCAAAGGGUGACGGCCAGCACCCCGAUGAGGCAGCUUUGAUCCUGCACAGGAGGGGCUUCGACUGCCGCUUCUCCAGCAAGAACACAGGGCUGUCAUGCUCCACCAGCAAGGGCAAGAUUGUGGUCCAGACCCUUUUCAGCAAGUUUACUGUUGAGAGUCUCGUACCUUCAUCGUUAUCCUUGAUGUUCUCCCCUCCCAACGCCCGCAACAUAAGUGAGAUCAGCUUAAGUCCCAUGGAAAUCAGCACAUUCCGAAUCCGGUUGAGGUGAACCUGGCUUUCCUUUCUGGACUGGGAAGCAUUGGCUUUUAGAUGUUUCUCGAUUUGGCAUGCAAUAAGGAAGUGCAUUAUUUUAGCCUCUGGCUACUAUGAUUAACAGAAAUUCUGUUCCUUUUUUUCAACCAAUAUGGUAAGAAAGAAAAAGAAAAAAGCCAUGCUAUAAUUAUGCCAGUUUUUUUCCUUUCAAUUUCCUCCGUGAACAACCACCAUCAGUAUGAAUCGAUGCAACAGAUGAAGAAAUGAAUAAAGACAACCUUUCAACAGAUUGUAUCUCAGGUUAACGCUCAAUAAUUAUAUCUGUGUUGGAGGUUGUAAAGAGAUUGUUCUAAGUAGUCAUGUUGCUGAUACUUCACUGCUUUUUAAAAAUUCCCAUUUUUUUACUAAAAUGGAAUAAAGAAGCUGGUGGGUAAUAAGUAGCUAAUGGCCAAAAUAAUUGCAAUCUUUCAAACAUGUUAGGAAAAUUUGUGUGCCGAAAUAUGUGGAAAAGUGCAAUCUGUCACCCCUACUAUGGGACUAACUUGAUUUUUCUACUAUACCACUUGCCCCAUCCUGCCCUUUGUAUGUAUUUCCAGAAGUAACAGAUUCUGAAUCAUUAAAGAGUAGUAAAAGAGAACUAUUUUCAUUACUUGAUCACAUGGGAUAGGUGCAAUUCAUUCCAUUGCCACUGAAACCGUAGGAGCGAUUCCACGGGCGCCAAGACCUCUUCCAGGCACCCCCAUGGUGUCUUUUUACACAGCUCAUUUGAAUACAGAUGUUCUGAGAAGGGGUUUUCUAUUUUUAAAUUACCAUAUCAGAAUAAAUGUGCCUUAUUUUUUUAUAAGUCUUGUUAAGUCCUUCGGUGUCCAUAUUACUGUUUGGGUCAAGAGGGGUUGUCAGGAGUGGGGGGCUGGGUACUUUCUAUGACACAUAAAUUGUAUCAUUUUCACCUGACAAUGCUGGCCACCUUCUAAUCUGUUUCAUUAAGUUUGUAGUGAUGUCACCGUAUACAUUUUGACUAUUUGAAUGUACUGAGAUGUCAGAAAACAAAACAAGGAAGGAAAAUAUCAUCAAUGAGAUAAGCUACUGCCAAGGAGCCGGCAGCUGGAAGCUGGGAUUCUGGGACAUCAGAGCCCUCAUGGUUUCUGAAGGAGAGAAUGCUUUAAAUUUGACCCUGCUGGAAACUCACUUCUUUGUAAUCCAUCAUGAUUUUUUUUAGUGUGUUUGUCCUGAGUUCUGAACUCCCCUGUGUGCUGACCUCAGUGAAGUCUAACCUAUGUGCCAUUACAGUUCUUCUGAUGUAUUGGUUGGGGAUCAUUGCUAACUGAUAGUACUAGAAGCUUCAUUAGUAUCAUUCCAAACUUUCAGCUUUAACUGAAAGAGGAUUCUUUAAGUACAGACUCUAGAAAAUUAGCCGUUAAUCCAUAGGUUUAGUAUUAGAUGACUUUCAAAUUUCUGCUGUCUCUUAUUCCAGCAUCUUUAUGAAGAACUUUAUACACCUUGUCUUUCAUACGUGUUCUGCUGCUCAUCUGAAUUUUCAGUCAAGAUGCAGCUCCUAAGAUUAUUGGAAAGUUGCAUUAAAUUUAUAGAUUUCUUUUGCCUUUAAUAACUAAAGAAACAAUACCAGUGUUGAUAAAGAUAUUAUAAGGGAAUAAUUUCAUGCAAUAAACAUGUACUGUAAGUUUCUGUCCUCCUUUUGGAGGGGAAUAAACAACUACAGAAGAGAAAAAAAGCUUCCUUUUCUUGGACAUCUACAGAUGUCAGGAUUGCCAGAAGCAAAUCCCAGGAAUAAGAUCACUAUUUGCAUCUUAACUAUAAAACUUUCCUCUGGACAUUCCCUAUGGUCCGUGGUUAAGUGAGUAUGUUUCAUCAUCCUGGAAGUUCUGAUCAUUUGGAAUCCAGUAUCGCUGCAAUAACAGUGACGUUGCCACUUGACAUUGUUUGAGCCGGGUCUGUCUGUCCCUAGUCAGUCAGGAUCUUCAUCAGUGUGUGUUUGCCACCAGCUAUAGCAGAAAAUCUCUUUACCAGCAAGUUUCUGCUUUUUUAUUUUUAGGAUAAAUCAGGGAAAUGAAGAGAGGAUGCUUUUGCUUUGGGUUGUGGUCAAGAACUGAUUAAAUAAUUUAGUGUCUCCAGCUCACACUGAAAACCAUACACUUGGAGUGGUGAUCUCUGUGGCCUACUUGUUUGCUUAGGUUUCAUUACAUUUAUUAUCACAAAUAUUUCUGUUGACCAAGUAGCACAUUAACCUCUCCUCUAUUUUUUUUCCACUUGGGCUUUCAACUGCACUGUUUGAGAACAGAGCAUCCUUCUUUUAUACAAAUACUGAUUUAAAAUAAAAUGCUGUAAAUGUGUUGUAAAACAUUGUAAUUACCUUCCUAUGUCUUUGUUGUAUUUGUGCUGAAAUGUUUUCACAUUCCUUUAUCUGGAAGAAAAUCUUUGCUUUCAUUUUGAUUAUGUGCUUACCUUGGAACCAAUAGGUUUUGAUAUUUUCUCUUGGAAGAUUUUAUAUCUUUUUGGGAAUAUGUAAUAUAAAAUCUCUAAUAAAAUAUAAAUCUUACCAUGUG